GGCCCUUCGGCCGGUGACUGCGCUCUGGGCGGGGAGCGGGAUCCUCCCGCCUCCCCCCUCCCUCCGCAGUGGGAGCUCCCGCGCAUCCCGGAAGAGGAGAGCGGCCACUUCCGCCUCCCGGGAGCGGAGCGGAACCGAGCGGAGCGGAGCUGCCACCAUGACCGCCACGCUGCGCCCGUACCUGAACGCGGUGCGUGCCACGCUGCAGGCCGCGCUGUGCCUGGAGAACUUCUCCUCGCAGGUGGUGGAGCGCCACAACAAGCCCGAGGUGGAGGUCAGGAGCAGCAAGGAGCUCCUGCUGCAGCCCGUCAUCAUCAGCAGGAACGAGAAGGAGAAGGUGCUCAUCGAGGGCUCCAUCAACUCCGUGCGCGUCAGCAUCGCCGUCAAGCAGGCCGACGAAAUCGAGAAGAUUUUGUGCCACAAGUUCAUGCGCUUCAUGAUGAUGAGGGCCGAGAACUUCUUCAUCCUGCGCAGGAAGCCCGUGGAGGGCUACGACAUCAGCUUCCUGAUCACCAACUUCCACACGGAGCAGAUGUACAAGCACAAGCUGGUGGACUUCGUGAUCCACUUCAUGGAGGAGAUCGACAAGGAGAUCAGCGAGAUGAAGCUCUCCGUCAACGCCAGGGCCCGCAUCGUGGCGGAGGAGUUCCUCAAAAACUUCUAGGCCGUGCCGCCGACUCCGUGGCUUCCCGGCGCCUGUGCAGAGCCCCGCGGCCGGGGCCGCCCGUUCCGGCGGAGGAGAGCCGAGCCCCGCGGCCCCGAUCCGGGGGGGGGCACUGGCUGCGUCCCCCCCCCCCCUGCUCCUCGCUGGCCGGGGCGGUGCCGCGGCGGGGGCCGACCCGGGCUUGUGCGUGCGUGGGGCCGGGCGGCCCCGCUCCCCCUGUCCUGUCGCGUUGUGUUUUUUAAAGGGUCACUUGCUGUA
Cygnus olor (mute swan) is the source of this 922-nucleotide messenger RNA. RefSeq names its product actin related protein 2/3 complex subunit 4 (gene ARPC4). Gene Ontology annotation, molecular function: actin filament binding. Gene Ontology annotation, cellular component: actin cytoskeleton; Arp2/3 protein complex. The record is from RefSeq and is a predicted model, not a curated record. The transcript has 6 exons. Lineage: Eukaryota; Metazoa; Chordata; Aves; Anseriformes; Anatidae. Gene Ontology annotation, biological process: actin filament polymerization; Arp2/3 complex-mediated actin nucleation. The coding region runs from base 158 to 664 and encodes 168 amino acids.